AUGCCUAAGAACUACCAGCAAGCUCUUGCAUCUGUUUUUGCCAUUGAGGAGAUCAAUAAGAAUGCCAAGUUGUUACCCAACAUCACAUUGGGAUCCAAGAUCUUUGACAAUAAUUUUAAUCCAAUAAUGACCUAUUGGAACACUCUCAACCUAGUUUACAUGGGACAAUGGAGUCUCCCAAAUUACAACUGUGUCAGGAAGAAGAAGUUCAUGGCUGCCAUUGGGGCACUCACCGCACAAAACUCCAUCCAGAUGGCCAACAUCUUAAAUACCUACAAGACACCACAGCUCAGUUAUGGCUCUUUUGAUGCUGCGUUGAGUGAUAAAAUUCAAUACCCUUCUUUCUUCCGGACGGUUCCAAAUGAAAAUGCCCAAUAUGUUGGCAUUGUUCAGCUACUUAAGCAUUUUGGAUGGAAUUGGAUUGGCCUCCUCUUAUCAGAUGAUGACAGUGGAGAAACAUUUCUUCAAACUCUAAAACUGAGAUUCUCCCAGAAUGAUAUUUGUAUUGCUUUUACACAAUCAUUUCCAGCAGAGACAUCUCACGGUUCAAAUGAUACUGUAAAGAAUGCCCUGGGAUGGAUUGCUUAUACUCUCGAGUUGUACCACAAAAUCAAUGUUAUUCUUGUCUAUGGGGAUCAUCAGUAUAUGGAGGGUCUACGAAUAAUUCUCGAAUUCUAUGAAUUUGUUUACAUGCAGCCAAUGGAGAGGGUUUGGAUCAUAACUGCUCAGUGGGAUUACACAGCAGUCUUUUCAUGGAAUAAAUUCACAGCAAAAUCCCUCAAUGGCACCUUGUCCUUCACACCCCAUAAAAAUGUGGUUCCAGGAUUUCCAGAUUUCCUUGAGAGCAUUAAUCCAUAUGAGUCUCAGAUUUAUCUCAUUGGUAGUUUCUGGUACAAUGUAUUCCAUUGUUCGCUUCCAAUGGAUCAGUUGUAUUUUCCAGGUGCAAAACAUUGCUCUGGGGAAGAAAGGUUGGGGAGUCUUCCUCAAUCUCUGUUUGAAAUGGAAAUGUCUGGCCAGAGCUAUAGUAUCUACAAUGCUGUUUAUGCUGCAGCACAUGCUCUCCAUGCCAUCGAUUCAUUGAGAUCCAAACAGAUAGCAAAGACGAAUGGAGAGAGACAAAAUCUCUUGAAAGUUCAGCCAUGGCAGCUUCACUCUUUUCUGAGAAACAUCUGCUUCAACAAUAGUGCUGAUGAAGAAAUAUCUUUUGAUGAGAAUCUGGAGUUGGCAUCUGGAUAUGACAUCAUCAACUUGGUCACAUUCCCCAAUCAAUCCUUCCAGAGAGUCCAAAUUGGAAGGAUAGACGUUCAGGCUCCAGGAGGAAAAGAGUUCACUAUUAAUGAAAGUGCCAUUCAGUGGAGUCACAAGUUUAACCAGACACUACCUCGUGCCAAAUGUGUCAAGAGCUGCUCCCCAGGACACAGAAAGAUUGCUCAGGAGGGGAAGCCAGCUUGUUGCUAUGAUUGUGCUCCAUGUUCUGAGGGGACGAUUUCGGUCCAGAUUGAUGCUGACCACUGUGAGAAGUGCCCAGAAGAACGGUAUCCAAAUAAGCAACAGGAUCAGUGCCUCCCCAAACAAAUUAUUUUCUUAUCUUACGGAGAACACUUGGGAACAGCUUUGGCUCUUUGUGCCCUUUUCUUUGUGUUGAUCACAGUUUGGGUGAUGGGGAGCUUCAUUCUGCACUGGAACACUCCCAUUGUCAAAGCCAACAACUGGAGCAUCACCUGCACCCUGCUAGUCUCUCUGCUUCUUGGUUUUCUAUGCUCCUUCCUGUUCAUUGGCCGACCUGGGAAGCUGUCCUGCAUUUUACGACAAACCAUGUUUGGUAUCAUCUUCACUGUUGCAGUGUCUUCUGUGUUGGGUAAAACGGUCACUGUGGUUGUGGCCUUCAUGGCCACCAAGCCAGGAAACAGGAUGAGGAAAUGGGUGGGGAAGAGGAUGGCAGUAUCCAUUAUCAUGCUCUGUUCUCUUAUUCAAAUUGGCAUCUGUGCUGUGUGGCUGGGGACCUCUCCUCCAUUCCCAGAGCUUGACAUGCACUCCCAAAUUAGUGAGAUGACUGUGCAAUGCAAUGAAGGCUCAGAGAUUAUGUUUUAUACAGUCCUGGGUUACAUGGGGCUCCUGGCCAUCAUCAGCUUCACUGUGGCCUUCCUUGCCAGAAAGCUGCCUGACACUUUUAAUGAGGCCAAGUUGAUCACCUUCAGUAUGUUGGUCUUUUGCAGUGUUUGGAUGUCUUUUGUCCCAACUUACCUGAGCACCAAAGGAAAAUUCAUGGUGGCUGUGGAGGUCUUCUCCAUCUUGGCCUCCAGUGCUGGAUUGCUGGGUUUUAUUUUUCUCCCCAAGUGCUAUAUUAUUUUACUGAGGCCUCAUCUGAACACCAAAGAGCAGCUAGUAAGGAAAAAAUAA
Molecule: messenger RNA, 2400 nt
Organism: Hemicordylus capensis (graceful crag lizard)
Lineage: Eukaryota; Metazoa; Chordata; Lepidosauria; Squamata; Cordylidae
Product: vomeronasal type-2 receptor 26-like
Exons: 5
Coding region: 1-2400 (799 amino acids)
Biological process (GO): G protein-coupled receptor signaling pathway
Cellular component (GO): membrane
Molecular function (GO): G protein-coupled receptor activity
Source: RefSeq, a predicted model, not a curated record